Molecule: messenger RNA, 1053 nt
Organism: Tinamus guttatus (white-throated tinamou)
Lineage: Eukaryota; Metazoa; Chordata; Aves; Tinamiformes; Tinamidae
Gene: ARSK
Product: arylsulfatase family member K
Molecular function (GO): arylsulfatase activity; glucuronate-2-sulfatase activity
Source: RefSeq, a predicted model, not a curated record
GUGACUCCUUUGAUGGACGCUUAACAUUUCAUCCAGGAAAUCAGACUGUGGCCUUGCCUUUCAUAAAUUUCAUGAAGCGAUAUGGCACCGUCUUUCUCAAGGCCUAUACCAAUUCGCCAAUUUGUUGUCCUUCCCGUGCAGCUAUGUGGAGUGGUCUUUUCACUCACUUAACCGAAUCUUGGAAUAACUUCAAAGGCCUAGAUCCAGGUUAUGUAACGUGGAUGGAUCUUCUGCAGAAGCAUGGCUACCACACAAAGAAGUUUGGGAAAAUAGACUAUACUUCUGGACAUCAUUCAGUGAGCAACCGUGUGGAAGCCUGGACCAGGGAUGUUGACUUCCUGCUCCGACAAGAAGGGAGACCCAUGGUCAAACUUACUGGGAAUAAGACACGCAUAAGAGUGAUGGAAAGAGAUUGGCAGAACACUGAUAAAGCAGUAAAUUGGAUAAAGGAAGAAGCCAUUAACUUUACUCAGCCAUUUGUUCUUUACUUAGGAUUAAAUUUACCACAUCCAUAUCCAUCACCAUCUACAGGAGAAAAUUUUGGAUCCUCUACAUUUUUAACAUCUCCCUAUUGGCUUAAAAAGGUAUCAUAUGAAGCUAUUAAAAUUCCCAAGUGGUCUUCUCUUUCAGAGAUGCAUCCAGUAGACUAUUACUCAUCUUACACCAAGAAUUGCACAGGAGAGUUUACAAAUGAAGAAGUGAGGAAUAUCAGAGCAUUUUAUUAUGCCAUGUGUGCAGAGACAGAUGCCAUGCUUGGUAAGAUUAUUUCAGCUCUGAGAGAUACCAGGCUUCUAAAGCAAACAAUCAUCAUAUUCACUGCAGACCAUGGAGAACUUGCUAUGGACCACCGGCAGUUCUAUAAAAUGAGCAUGUAUGAAGGGAGUUCCCAUGUUCCUCUUUUAGUUAUGGGGCCAGGCAUCAGACAGCAACUGCAAAUAUCAAAUGUGGUAUCUCUUGUGGAUAUUUAUCCUACUAUGCUUGGAAGCCCCAAAGUUUAUGUAACAUAGGUGGGAUUCUCAACCAUGUUUUCCAGGAUAUGCCAGAGGAUCUUUG